CUUUGUGUCACAUACAUUAUAUCGAGAUUCAAAUGCACCAGAGCUAGAUCAAUUAUUAUAAACAACAACAAGACAAGAAGAAGAGAAAGAAGAGGCAAAACCAAGCAAACAGAAUGGAAGGCUUAAUUCCAUUUCUUUUUCAUGCCCUGAAGAAGCAAAGGCCACAACACAGGUAUAGGUCCUUUUCUCAGAGCAACUCCUCCAACCGCAGCUACCAUCUCCUUAUGAGUAGCCAGGAUUCAUUAGAGGGCUCCUCUCAUCGCCGGACACGAUCCGAAUUUCAGCCUCCUGUUAGUACUGCUGCCUUCUUUGAGCAGCGGCCCGCGAAUGAAUUUGCUCAUUCUCGGAGCCUCAAGGAAGAAGGUGGUGUUUCUGCUGCUCCUUCAGUGCUCAUUGGAUCAUCAAAGAUGGGUUCCUAUCCUUACCAGGUCUCUAAUGUGGGUAUGGCUGAAAGGAAAUGAAAGAUUCAAUCCGAAUAAUAUUUCAUUGAUUUUUUGUUUUUCCUUUUGGUAUAAGAGCAAAGUGUUCAAUGCUUGUAGUUCAGUACUUGUAAAAGUUGAAUGUUAAUUGAGCAAUGAAAAUGUAUUUUAAUUGUGAAUAAUGUUGGUGAGGUUGAAAGUUUGAAGGCAAACAUUGGUCAACUGUAGAUUCUGGGAUUGGUUGUCUUGUGUGCUUGUUUUUAUUUUAUACAAUUGAUGUAACAAAGGAUUAA
Prunus dulcis (almond) is the source of this 712-nucleotide messenger RNA. RefSeq lists its product as uncharacterized. The record is from RefSeq and is a predicted model, not a curated record. The coding region runs from base 114 to 461 and encodes 115 amino acids. Lineage: Eukaryota; Viridiplantae; Streptophyta; Magnoliopsida; Rosales; Rosaceae. The transcript has a single exon.